Molecule: messenger RNA, 1872 nt
Organism: Closterium sp. NIES-67
Lineage: Eukaryota; Viridiplantae; Streptophyta; Zygnematophyceae; Desmidiales; Closteriaceae
Source: the annotation of a GenBank genome assembly
CCAACAACCACAACUGCCGAGCCUGUGGUUUCUUGCCACAUAAACAGCCAUAGCCAAUCGUCCUGACGCAUUGCAUUUCAAUCUUUGAGCUUCAGAAACACAUUUCUGAAGCCCUCAAGCUACCACAUUCUAGGUUCCAGUGAUCUUCUCAGCGCCCACAUUCACCAAUUUCUUGGUCCAAUUCCAGUUCCUGCUCUCAGAUUUCGUCUUGCGCCAUGGCUUCCGAAGGACCUGUGAAGAAAGCCUUUAUUACUGGUAUUACUGGCCAAGAUGGGUCCUACCUGACAGAGUUUCUGCUGUCCAAGGGCUACGAGGUCCACGGUAUCAUCCGUCGUUCCUCCAACUUCAACACGCAGCGUCUGGACCACAUCUACCGCGAUCCUCAUGUCUCUUCGGCCAAGCUGAGACUCCAUUAUGGUGAUCUGUCUGACGCCACCGCUCUCCGUCACUGGAUCGACCAGAUCAAGCCAGAUGAGGUCUUUAACCUCGGUGCUCAGUCGCACGUCGGCGUCUCCUUCGAGAAUCCCGAGUACACCGCCGACGUCGUCGGCACGGGAGCUCUUCGCCUCCUGGAGGCCGUUCGCAACCACAUUGAGAACUCCGGACGCAGCGUGAAGUAUUAUCAGGCUGGAUCGUCGGAAAUGUUUGGAGCUACGCCUCCUCCUCAAGACGAGAAGACGCUUUUCCAUCCUCGCUCGCCGUACGCCGUGUCUAAGGUGGCUGCUCACUGGUACACUGUGAACUACCGCGAGGCGUAUGGCAUGUUCGCGUGCAACGGUAUUCUCUUCAACCACGAAAGCCCGAGGCGUGGUGAGAACUUCGUAACGAGGAAGAUCACCCGCGCUGUCGGCCGCAUCAAGGUCGGCCUGCAAAAGAAGGUGUACCUUGGCAACCUCAAGGCCUCCCGUGAUUGGGGUUUCGCCGGUGAUUACAUCAAGGGCAUGUGGCUGAUGCUCCAGCAGGAGCAGCCUGACGACUACGUGCUGGCGACAGAAGAGUCGUUCACGGUUGAGCAAUUCCUCAUCGAGGCCUUCGGCUAUGUCGGCCUGGACUGGAAGGAGCACGUCGAGAUCGACCCGCGCUACUUCCGCCCGUCCGAGGUGGACAACCUCCGCGGAUCGUCCGCCAAGGCCCGGGAAAAGCUUGGGUGGAAGCCGGAGGUGAGCUUCAAGCAGCUGGUGGCCAUGAUGGUGGACUCGGACCUCGACAAGGCCAAGCGGGAGAAGGUGCUCGUCGAGAACGGCUUCCUCGACAGCAACUUCCAGCCCUAGAGAGGAUUCUGGAUUCUUGAUUCGGGAGUCUUGAGGCGCCUCAGAAGCCCUUGCUGGAUUCUGGGUUUUGAGUCUGGUAGAUUCACGUCUGGAGUACCAUUAUAUUAUCCAGGCGAUUGUAAAGCUUUUUUGGUGUAUUAAAACUGACAGAUUGCCCCAUGAAUGCAAACAAAAUGGAUAUUUUAGCAGGGGAUCAUGGCAUUCAUCUCGUUGGGAAUGCUGGGGUGGCGGCCAGAGAGCUUGCAGCAGCUGGUGGCAAUUAUGUUGACUCUGAUCUCGACUAGGCCAGGUGUGAGAAGGUGGUAGUUGAAAACUGCUUCAUUGACAGUGUUGGGCUGAGAAAAGCCCUUAGUAUCUUUUGCAGAGACUAAGUUCCAGCCGUGGAGACUUGAGACUUGGAGUAGUGCAGCGGAAGUUGAGGCAGUUGAACCCUUGUACCGGUACUAGUAUAUGAGAACAAAAAAGCCCUUAGGAUCUUUUGCAGAGACUAAGUUCCAGCUGUGGAGACUUGAGACUUGGAGUAGUGCAGCGGAAGUUGAGGCAGUUGAACCCUUGUACUAGUAUAUGAGAACAAGUGAUUGAUUAAAGAAACAAGCAUACA